AUGACGAUCCUCGACGACAAACAAGCGGCGGCACUGGCCCCCGAAACCCCCUCGACAGCGACCCGUCCCCCGGCGACAUCAUCAACACCCGCGCAACAACAGCAGAAACAACCGCCGCGCGAGCUCACCAACGACCCCGCCCGCACCGGUUUCGACCCGCAGACAAAGUGGUGGAUGAACUACUUUAACGUCCUCACGGGACGCAUGACAGCCGAGGGCGCCUUCCACUACCGCGAGGCCCGGUACCGCGCCAACGAGGAGCGCGACUGCAAGCGCUGCGAGAAGUACCGCGACUGGCUCCUCGACUACUCUCCGACCGUGCUCUUCCUCAACGACAAGAUCGCCGGCCUCAACGGCACCCUCGACGCGUCCAACAUCCAGUGUCGCCGGUGCCCCGCCCGUCUGACCGAGGACGGCGAGGUCCACCGCCAGUCGGGCGGCUUCAGCCCCGCCCACGGCAUCAUGAUCUGCGCCAACGAGGUCAGGAACCGGAAGCACCUGGAGGACACGCUCUCGCACGAGAUGGUGCACGCGUGGGAUCACCUGCGGUGGAAGGUGGAUUGGAUGGGGGAUCUGGAUUUGAAGCAUGCGGCGUGUACAGAGAUUCGAGCAUCGAUGCUCAGUGGCGAGUGCAGAUGGACGAGAGAGGCCUUCACGAGAGGCAACUGGAGUCUGUCUCAGCAGUUCCAGGACUGCGUGCGGAAGCGCGCGAUACAGUCCGUCCUCAACCGACCCAGGUGCAAGGACGAUGUGCAGGCGACCAAGGUGGUAAACCAGGUCUGGGAAUCCUGUUUCAACGACACGCGGCCCUUUGAAGAGGUCUACAGGUGA
This is a messenger RNA of Colletotrichum phormii, 831 nucleotides long. Its product is annotated as peptidase M76 family protein. Gene Ontology annotation, molecular function: metalloendopeptidase activity. Gene Ontology annotation, biological process: mitochondrial proton-transporting ATP synthase complex assembly; mitochondrial protein processing. The record is from RefSeq and is a predicted model, not a curated record. The transcript has 2 exons. Lineage: Eukaryota; Fungi; Ascomycota; Sordariomycetes; Glomerellales; Glomerellaceae. Bases 1 to 831 code for a protein of 276 amino acids.